Messenger RNA from Lasiosphaeria miniovina, 1489 nucleotides. RefSeq names its product D-isomer specific 2-hydroxyacid dehydrogenase. Gene Ontology annotation, molecular function: NAD binding. The transcript has a single exon. NCBI's taxonomy places the organism in Eukaryota, Fungi, Ascomycota, Sordariomycetes, Sordariales, Lasiosphaeriaceae. The coding region runs from base 309 to 1337 and encodes 342 amino acids. The record is from RefSeq and is a predicted model, not a curated record.
GGAAGGAGCAUGUCAUAAUAAGUCAAUGUCCACGGCGCGCUCGCAGCUUCCUCAGCGUGGUGUAGAUUUCGUGGGAGAUCGGGCAUCUCCGACACCGGUCGGCCUAGGGGCACGGCAUUCGGGAGCAGACAUCCACAGCGGGGCAAGCUGCCCAGCUGCCCCUCAUCGGCUUCACCAGUGCCCCGCCCCCAGCAGCGGCACGGUCGAACUCUCCCGAUAGCGUUUUGGGAAGGAAAGUCGACGAGAAGGUUAUAUAUUGGGCCGACGUCCGCGAUCGACUUGCAUUGCAAUUUCUAGGCCGUUGAACGAUGAGGACAACCGCAACCCACUUUCUCCAAAUCCUGAACUCACAGCUCCGACACCCCACCGCCAUCACCACCACCACCACCAAAAUGAAGCUCCUCUACCCCAACUCGCUCGAGCUCGACACGGCCAGCAUCCGGGGCUUCGCGCCCACGCUGUACGAGUACGACGUGCACGCGCGAAUUCCCGACCAUCUGCUCGACGCCGAGAUCCUGGUGACGUGGACCAACAGCGCGGCGAACCUGCGCGACGCCAAGGCGCGCAUGCCCAACCUGCGCUGGAUUCAGUCGCUCGCGGCGGGGCCCAACGACGUGCUGGGCGCCGGCUUCGACCCCCGCGCCGUCGCCGUUACCACCGGCUCCGGCCUGCACGACCGCACCGUCGCCGAGCACGCGCUGGGCCUGUUGCUCAACGCCGCCCGCCGCUUCUACGAGAUGCGCGACUACCAGCUGCAAGGGAAGUGGCCCGGCCACCUCGGCGGCCCGCAGCCCGACCGCGCCCCCGGCAGCUUCCGCACCCUGCGCGACGCCCGCGUGACGGUCUGGGGGUUCGGCAACAUCGCCAAGACGCUGACUCCGCACCUUGUCGCCCUCGGCGCCACCGUGCGCGGCGUCGCCCGCCACCGGGGCGUGCGCAACGGGAUCGAGGUGUUUGGCGAGGACAGCCUGACCGAGCUGCUGCCGCAGACGGACGCGCUGGUCAUGAUCCUGCCGGGCGACGCCUCGACGCGCCACGCGCUUGCUGCCGAGCGCUUGGCGCUGCUGCCCAACCACGCGUGGGUCGUCAAUGUCGGCCGCGGCUCGUCCAUCGACGAGGACGCCCUGCUCAAGGCCCUCGAGGCCGGGACUAUUGGCGGUGCCGCCCUCGACGUCUUUGACACGGAGCCCCUGCCCGAGGCCAGCCCCCUGUGGAAGGCGCCGAAUCUCAUCGUCUCGCCGCAUGCUGCAGGCGGCCGGCCGCAGGGCGCCGAAGCGCUGAUUGUUGAUAACCUGCGCAGGUUUUUGGCCGGUCAGCAGUUGAGGAACGCACUUUAGAGUGGCUGCGUGUUUUGGCUGACGGAGGGCUGAUUGAGCUGGGAACUUUGGAUGAAAGGAAGCACCAUUGGAUGGCGUAAUUCUUGGAUCACGGAGAUUCCUUGACAGGUUAGUUUCCUUGGACAGGUUAGUUUGCUUGGACAGGUUAGUUU